Messenger RNA from Periconia digitata, 804 nucleotides. The record is from the annotation of a GenBank genome assembly. Lineage: Eukaryota; Fungi; Ascomycota; Dothideomycetes; Pleosporales; Periconiaceae.
AUGGCGGUCCGCGCUCAAUUUGAAGGUUCGAACGAGGUUGGUGUGUUCUCUACUCUCACAAACGCAUAUGCUAUUGUAGCAGUGGGAGCUUCAGAGAACUUUUACAGUCGCACAGAAAGCCAUGAGGCGAAACUUUGGCCUGUUAGAACCACAUUAACCUUAUGCGACAGCAUCUUUGAGGCCGAGCUUCAAGACGUCAUUCCAAUUUGCCAUGCUACGAUAGCCGGUACCAGGAUAGUGGGUCGUUUGACCGCAGGUAACAAGAAAGGUCUCCUUGUUCCCACAACAACUACAGAUCAAGAGCUUCAACAUCUGCGCAACUCCAUUCCAGAUAGCGUCAAGAUCCAAAGAAUAGAAGAGCGCCUUUCCGCACUCGGCAAUGUUAUCUGCUGCAAUGACCACGUCGCUCUCGUGCACCCCGAUAUCGAGCGAGAGACGGAGGAGAUAAUAGCCGAUGUUUUGGGCGUCGAAGUCUUCAGGCAGACUAUUGCGGACAAUGUGUUGACGGGUAGCUACAUGUCGUUAAGCAAUCAAGGCGGCAUCGUGCACCCCAAGACGAGCAUCCAAGAUCAGGACGAGUUGAGCAGUCUUCUGCAGGUACCACUUGUGGCAGGCAGUGUGAACCGAGGAAGCGCCGUUGUCGGUGCGGGUAUGGUGGUAAACGACUGGAUGGCUGUCACGGGCCUCGAUACCACUGCUACUGAGCUUUCGGUAGUUGAGUCCGUCUUCAGACUAGGCGAAGGCAACGGCCCCAGCGCCAUCAACACUACACACAAAGAUGCGAUGGUCGAGUCCUUCUACUAA